CCACUCCCUCUCUCCACCUGGACAUCGACAGCUCAGCUCUCACAAAACCAUGAGUUUUCAAGACCCUACUCCCUCCCCUAGCUGCAGCAGCCUCACCAGUACCGUAUAUAAUCACCCAGUUCUAAUUAUAGGGACAAUACUGACAGCUGUUUAUUUCUCAUGGUAUCAUUUUGUAGUAGUUCGUCGUCCUUUGCUUUACGGUGGUAGAGACAGACUGAGAGACCAUCUCCUCUCUCAGUGUCGUUCAUUGUCUCAGCCAUACAGACCCACAAUAUGGGCGUGGCACUAUCAUGGGACUACUAUUAUACGCCCACUCAUUCAGAAACUGUUACCAAUUCAAUAUAAUAGGCAGAUGCUACAUUUACCUGAUGGAGGUCAAAUCGGAUUAGAUUGGGCUAAAAGGGCAGACACUAUCGAUAACACAGUACUAUUGAUAAUACCAGGAUUAAGUGGUGACUCCAGUAUAAAUUACGUGCAGCACUUUGUCCAGGAUGGCCUUGAGGCUGGUCAUAUAUGCGUUGUCUUCAAUCAAAGAGGAAUGGGCAAUAUACCACUUACAUCUCCUUGCAUGGUUUCUGCUAAUAAUACGCGUGAUCUUGAAGCUGUCAUUGAUGCUAUUAAUAAAUCCUAUCCUAAUGCAUCAAUCAUUGCACUGGGGGUGUCACUAGGAGGGAUAAUACUGACCAAUUAUCUUCACUGUGCUGGAGGCAGGAGUAAGAUAUCCUCAUGCAUGACUAUAUCUACUCCUUGGGACGUUGAACUGUCAAGACAUUCGGUUGAAGAAAAGACUAUUAACAGGCUCUUAUACGUCAACUUUUUACUGGGAAGGUUGAGGAACGUUGUCAGAAAGAAUGUAACAGAAUUAGCAAAACAUCCAUCAGUUAACAUAGAGAGAGCUAUGAAUGCCAAGACAUUCACAGAGUUUGAUGAUGCACUGACAGCUCCUUCCAAUGGCUACGAAUCAUGCGAACAGUAUUACGAAGAAUCCUGUAUACAUGAUAAAGUAAAAAACAUACAAGUACCUUUCAUCUGCGUAAUGGCAAUGGACGAUCCAUUUUCUCCUACAGAAUGUAUACCAAUAGAUGCUUUUGAAUCGAAUCCUAACACAGUUCUAGUGCUGACACGUCAUGGUGGACACUUUGGAUUUAUAGAGGGUGUUUAUCCAAGAGGAAGGUCUUGGAUGAAUAAAGUCUUCUUUGAGUUUCUGCUUGCCAUGAAAUAACUUGUACAAUACAUAAUAGAUAUAAAAUCUAAUUAUUAUUUUUAUUGCCUUUAAAUCUCAUUUAUAAUGCGUGGGUGGUGUGCUGGAGGCGUUUCUCAUUAAUAUUCCGAAUCCACA
Molecule: messenger RNA, 1339 nt
Organism: Amphimedon queenslandica
Lineage: Eukaryota; Metazoa; Porifera; Demospongiae; Haplosclerida; Niphatidae
Product: phospholipase ABHD3-like
Exons: 7
Coding region: 50-1222 (390 amino acids)
Biological process (GO): medium-chain fatty acid biosynthetic process; medium-chain fatty acid catabolic process
Molecular function (GO): monoacylglycerol lipase activity; acetylesterase activity
Source: RefSeq, a predicted model, not a curated record